GGAAGUUAUAACAUCGGAUACCGGAUAAGUAUCGAGGUGUCAACGAUGCAGAUAACAAUACGAUAGACCUACCUCUACGAAUGGAAAGUUUUUGCGAUGUCUUGGAAUAAAAUAGAUUAGUGAGUAUUUGAAGAUCCAUGGAAUUCCUGAUCCCAGUGCCAUUUGCAGUUCCAGUCCCAGUACGAUCUAGAAAAACAGAUCCUCUAAUACAAUGCAUCAUAGACAACAAGUUAAAGAAACUUCACAAAUUAAUAGGAGGAAGAGAUAUUAAUGGACUGUACUCUUCUGAGGUCUGGAAGGAUGAUGUAACUCUAUUAACAGCAGCAGUUUUAUGCAGAAAUGAAGAAAUCUGCUCUUAUCUACUUAAAAAGUCAGCUGAUCCAAACAAACCCUCAACAAAAAGAUGGACACCUCUACAUUAUGCUGCAUUUACACCUGGAGUUUCACUGAGUAUCGUGAAAAGAGUACUUGCAGCAAACGCUAACCCAGAUGGAAAUGAAUUAGAAAUGUUUACUCCAUUGCAAUGUGCUGUUGAUCAAGACCAUGAAGACAUUGUGAAAGCACUAAUAGAGGCUGCAGCUUUACCUGAAAGGAACUAUGGGAGACAUCCAGAGCUUGAUAAAAAAGUGGAGAGAAUGAUUAAUCAAUUAUCAUCACAGGGUGAAGUGUUUGAGAAAGUACAUCUAUUUUUCUCUUUUUCUUGUGCUGUACCAACAAAAAACCAGACAGAUGUUUAUAGAGACUUUAAGGAACAUUUCUUUCAGGAGCAUCCCUUCAUUCAUACAAUUCUGUUUGAGCUCUACUAUGGUGUCAUUGGUCGAGAUGCAGAGCAGUAUCAUCAGAGUGCCAUCAAGUGGUUAAAAGAUACAAAGAGCUCAAACAGAUACAUCGAGGGAGUCAUCAAACGCUUCCCAAGAAUCGCUCAGAAACACUGGCCAGUUGCACUGAACAGCUUGUAUGUUGCUUUGUGUGUCAGUGAAAACAUCACCUCUCAGGUAUUCAGUGAUCUUGUGCCAAUUCUAACAAACAGUCUUCAGCACUUUGGAAACACAAAUGGUGAAACAGUCAUUAGUUUGAUACUCAAAAUACUCAAUGUCAUGAUUCAGAAGAUGUCUGAGCAGAAACUGAGCAUUUCUCUGAGCAAUCAUUCUCUUAUGUUAUGCAUGUUGUGCAAAAGUCUGUUGACUCUCACACGUCCUGAUUAUUCAAGACUAAUUGGAAUGAUGACCUAUGGACUGUUUGCCAAUAUAAAUGACUUCGCUCCUGAACUUGUUGCAUUGUGUGGAUUGUCUUCAGUCCCAGAGACGAUACUUAUCAAAGCAGAGACAGAGAUGGAUGACGUCAUGAAAAAAAAGCUGCAAAAGUUGGAUGAGUCAUUGAGAGAUCCAUCAGGUUCAAGUGCAGUGGAUAGUUUAUGUGAGGAGACUGCAGCUCUAUCAGUAAGGAGGAAGAAGAAAAAGAAGAGGAAGAAGAAAAAAAUCCAGCAAGAGGUGGGAUCACAAGAAGCUGAGCUUCAAAAUAAAGAGGAGCCGCAUCCAGACUCUGUAGUGACACCCACUGAGGAAUCAAAUUCAAGUGUGCAGCCGCUCACACAACCUGCUGAGAGCCCAAAAAUCUCAAGAAGGUGGCAUCAAACCAGCCAUCGUUGGAGGUCUGAGCUUGAGAAACUAGCUAACAUUGAUGCUAGCAGGACACAUAGACUUCCAGGUCUUACUCUUGUUAUUGAUCCUAAAUUUCUGAUUGCUAAUGGAAGUGAUGGAACUCAAGUUUUCCUUGGUUUGAGGGAUGACGGCACUGAGGUGGCUGUGAAACGAAUGAACAGGUUUAAUUACCAAGUACUCAAAAAUGAGGAGGAAUUUCUACGGCUUCCAGAACUUGAUAGUCCCUCCAUUGUGAGAUAUGUGGACUUCACAGAAGAUGACAAUUUCGGAUACCUUGUUCUACAGCUUUGUGAGUACACACUGGAGGAAUAUAUCCAAGAUCAUUUACCAGACGACAGCGCUGAGAGAUCUUUGGUUCUGAAGAAGCUGGUGAAGGAAGUUCUCUGCAGCUUACAGGUUUUACACGACCAGAAAACCAAAGUGCUCCAUCGAGACAUCAAACCCCAGAAUGUUCUGAUUGACAUAAAAGGAAAAGCCAGAUUGGCUGAUUUUGGCAUAAGUCGCCGUCUGAAACAGGGUGAAACCACUUUACGAACAAGCAUCGCUGGAACUAGAUGCUGGAAGGCAAAAGAGACCAUAAAUGAGAAGUUCAACACUAGAUACAAGAGGAGCUCCGACAUUCAGGUCACUGGGAUGUUAGUCUACUACAUUCUCUCAGGAGGACAGCAUCCAUUUGGUGAAGAUGUGGAUUGUGAGUACAACAUUUUACGAGGAAGAUACUCUCUGCAGCAUCUGGAUGAUGAUGUAGCGAAGGAUCUCGUCGAGUGGAUGAUUAAUGAAGAUCCAAACGAGAGACCGACUGUGGAGCAAACCCUCGCACACCCCUUCUUCUGGACUGAUGAACGGAGAGUGCGGUAUCUGAAAAUAUUGGGAAAUGAGAAAGAAGCCGGAAACUAUCGUAAUGCAGAUGAGGAGCUGCUUAAUGCCAUUGCAAAAUACACAGAGGGGAAAAGUUUUUCUGAAUGGAAGACUAAAUUGCCGUCUGAGAUUGUCCAGGCAGUAGAGGGUAAAAAGAAAGUCUAUCCUGAGAACACACUGGGCCUGCUGCGAUUUAUACGCAACCUACACGAGCAUCAUAAAGUUGAUGCUGUGAAAAUCAACCUGAUGGCUUUAUUCCCUGAUCUCUUUGGGAGUGUGUACUUGUUUGCCAAAGAAAGAGGAUGGAACUCCAGAGAAAGUGUCAUUAUGGACAUCAACUCAGCAUCAUGAAUGUAAAUCUGAGAUAAAAUCCCAUUUUGAAGUCACCAAGAACAAGGUUUUAUCCUAUUUUUAGAUUUUCAUCAUUGGAAGAACUAUUGAUUUAAUGUUUCAACAAAACGGAAAGUGAAAUAUGGGAUUUCAGGGAUUCUAAUUAGUUGCAUAAAUAUUUUGUUUGUUUAUCAUUGAACUCUUUAUCCAAUCUGUAUCCAGUCUGUAACUUGUUUUAAACAACAUGUGUGUGUUGCUUCAUUGUAAAAAAAUGCUGCUGCAGUUAGUUAUAACCACUUCAAAUUUGUUGAGAUAACUAAUAUCUAACUAAAGUUAACUAAACAUAAUUCAAGCAUGAAAACUUUUUUUUAAACUUAUAACUUAUUCUAUUGUUUAAUUUUAGGUUGUGAUAACUAAUUGCAGCAAAAUUAUUUACAUUGUUCAACAGAGCAACCAUACAUUUGUGUUGUUUUAUUUUCUUUAUUCUUAUUCAUUUAUGAUCAUUUAUCAUUUAAUUAUUCCAUUUAAUCAUAUAAUCAUUUAUAAUAAUCAUUUAAACUCGUUUCAUUGAUUGAUUCAUUGAACAUUCAUUUUAUAUUAUUAUUUAGCCAUUACAUUAUUAUGUUGUGUACUGUUGCCUUUGCAAGCAAGUUAGAGAUAUGUAUAAAAGAAUAUGUGUAAAAGUCUCCAUUUCAAGGGAUGAUGUUGUGAAGAAGUACAUUUCCAUUGCUUGUGGUGUAAUAAAAAUGGUUGGAUUUGUGCUGGUCGUUUGACUGAGCAUUGAAACACAAUUAAUAUUAUUCAAUAAACUCUCCUGC
This is a messenger RNA of Onychostoma macrolepis, 3667 nucleotides long. RefSeq names its product probable serine/threonine-protein kinase irlE. Gene Ontology annotation, molecular function: protein serine/threonine kinase activity; ATP binding; RNA endonuclease activity. The transcript is spliced from 7 exons. Gene Ontology annotation, biological process: mRNA processing; IRE1-mediated unfolded protein response; intrinsic apoptotic signaling pathway in response to endoplasmic reticulum stress. Lineage: Eukaryota; Metazoa; Chordata; Actinopteri; Cypriniformes; Cyprinidae. The coding region runs from base 138 to 2870 and encodes 910 amino acids. The record is from RefSeq and is a predicted model, not a curated record. Gene Ontology annotation, cellular component: IRE1-TRAF2-ASK1 complex.